This is a messenger RNA of Cygnus atratus (black swan), 2060 nucleotides long. It is a transcript of the gene RAB8A, whose product is annotated as RAB8A, member RAS oncogene family. Gene Ontology annotation, molecular function: GTPase activity; GTP binding. The coding region runs from base 19 to 642 and encodes 207 amino acids. NCBI's taxonomy places the organism in Eukaryota, Metazoa, Chordata, Aves, Anseriformes, Anatidae. The record is from RefSeq and is a predicted model, not a curated record. The transcript is spliced from 9 exons. Gene Ontology annotation, biological process: neurotransmitter receptor transport to postsynaptic membrane; protein localization to plasma membrane; regulation of exocytosis. Gene Ontology annotation, cellular component: endosome; plasma membrane; synaptic vesicle.
UACGGGGGGCCGGGCAAGAUGGCGAAGACGUACGACUAUCUCUUCAAGCUGCUGCUCAUCGGCGACUCGGGCGUGGGGAAGACGUGCGCGCUCUUCCGCUUCUCCGAGGACGCCUUCAACGCCACCUUCAUCUCCACCAUCGGUAUCGAUUUUAAAAUUAGGACCAUUGAGCUAGAUGGGAAGAGAAUUAAGCUGCAGAUCUGGGAUACGGCUGGGCAGGAGCGAUUUCGAACCAUCACAACAGCGUACUACAGGGGAGCAAUGGGCAUUAUGUUAGUCUAUGACAUCACCAAUGAAAAAUCUUUUGAAAAUAUUCGGAACUGGGUCAGGAACAUUGAAGAGCACGCCUCUCCAGAUGUUGAAAAAAUGAUCCUUGGGAACAAAUGUGAUGCAAAUGACAAAAGACAAGUUUCUAGAGAGCAGGGGGAGAAGCUUGCAGCAAGUUUUGGAAUUAAAUUUAUGGAGACCAGUGCAAAAGCAAAUAUAAACAUAGAGAAUGCGUUUUUCACUCUUGCCAGAGAUAUCAAAGCAAAAAUGGACAAGAAGUUGGAAGGCAAUAGCCCACAAGGCAGCAACCAGGGAGUCAAAAUCACACCAGACCAGCAAAAGAAAAGCAGCUUUUUCCGAUGUGUUCUUCUGUGAGGGACACGGCCUUAAUCUGAGCGUCUGCUCAACUGAACUGGACUGUGCCUGUUCAGAGUGAGACUUCCUCUGUCUGUGGACUUAGCAUUUUCAACACACAUUGUCACUUUGUGACCAUCUGAAUAAGAAAUCGUUUAUUUUAGUAAUUGUCUGACUCUUCAAUUUUGGAGAUGAAACAAGUUUAUUUUUGUCAGAUUGCCACUGGGCAUAUAUAUUGUCUAGCAGAGGGAAUACAGAUCAAAUGUGACCUGUAAUAGCACCUUUGCUGACAGGCUUCAAUCUUAUUGUUCAUAUCUGUAAUGUAUCCAAAUUAGAAAGAUUAAGUUAUGAUCAAAAUAAGAAACUGAAAUACCAAUAUUAAUAAAGUACAGGUAUGUGUACAUGAUACAUGUGCAUAUCCAUAUCUAGAUGCAUAUAAAACAUUUGCAUCAAAACAUCAAAUAAAUGCACUUAAGCAAGCAGUACAGGUAUAUACCUUUUCAGAAGGUAGAAGGAAGCUUUCUACAUCUCCACCUUUUUGCUACUACAGAGUAAAUCCUUAAUCUGCCUAAUUACUCAAUUGUGUUUUUCUAGACAAUCCACAAGUACAAUUAGAGUAAAAAAAAAAAAAAAAAAAAAACAUUCAAAUGAAUCUAUUAAAAAAAAAAGUACUGUAAAUGUAAUGGUUCCUUACCAUCAGGAAUUUCUUUAUCCAUGUUAAAGACGACCAUGUUUAAAUAAUCCAUGCAUUUAACAGGAGAUGAUAGCUACAGUGUGUCCCAUGCAAACGAUCUGUGGUCUGUUUUUGGAGAAACAGACCGUAGGGACAUGUAUUUCAGCAUUUAAUAUUACAGUGGACAGCUUUUCCUUCUCCAGCUGAGAAUGACUCCAGAUCUGUCAUGAUGUAGUAGCUAGUUAUAAAUUGUGACAAGAAAAUGUAUUGCACUGCUUCCAGUUGUGUGUUCCCAUGCACACUUGCUCACAUAUGCAAAUAAAUGUUGCACAUAUGAACACUUUCUGAAAACAGACUUUUUAAACUGAGAUUUGCCUUGCUGCUGUGUAUUGAUCAUUUCAGAUUCCAAGCAGCAACAAACCUGUUAAUAGCAUGCAUCAAUGCAAAUGAUAUUUAGUUCUCAGUGGAAAUAUUUAUUCUUAUAAACACAGUCUUGUACAUUCCGAUGUAUAAAAUGUAACAGCCUAGUAAAGCACCUAGGUAGCCAGUUGCUCUGAGUUCUGAGCUGUAAGCCUGACUCUAGUUAGAUUGAUAAAAGGAGCCAGUAAGAGCAAUCGACUUAGAAGUCUGCUGUCAAGUAAUUAUGGUAUAUUUGACCCAAAUGAACAUAUCACCUGUGUCCUGCAACUCACUGGAUUUGUUAACGUGCUGCUUUGUUUACAUUGACAACUGCACUUAAGGGUAAAAUUAAAGCUCAUUUUAAUGU